Messenger RNA from Pelmatolapia mariae (spotted tilapia), 6674 nucleotides. RefSeq names its product ubiquitin specific peptidase 53b (gene usp53b). Bases 484 to 3642 code for a protein of 1052 amino acids. Lineage: Eukaryota; Metazoa; Chordata; Actinopteri; Cichliformes; Cichlidae. Gene Ontology annotation, molecular function: cysteine-type deubiquitinase activity. Gene Ontology annotation, biological process: protein deubiquitination; sensory perception of sound; response to auditory stimulus. The record is from RefSeq and is a predicted model, not a curated record. Gene Ontology annotation, cellular component: cell-cell junction. The transcript is spliced from 17 exons.
UCAAAACAUCACUAAUCCGCGUCGGACAUUCUGGUACAGGCCAUCAUCGGCCCCGUUUUACAAAAAAAAAAAAAAAGGCGGGGGGACUAAUUCCAGUGAAAUAACACUGUCCUGCGUUGAGUGCGCUAUCAAGCAGGGAAGCAGGGGCUCGGGCUGCCGCUCGUGUGCGUGUCGGAGGGGUUGGGAAUGCUGCACAGAGAGUGCGUUACGUGGACCUAUCUGCAGUCAUUUCUGGGCAGUUUUAUUUGCAGGAUUCACCGACCAAUCGUGGAUUGUUUUGGAUUUUUUUUUUUUUUUUUUUUUUUUUUUUGCGCGUUGACAGCUGGACCGCUCUGCGCCUUCAGCGGAGAGGAGAGACAACUAUCCGAUAUCCGACUCCUCUUUAAGACUUUGUCCAGUAGCAUUCAAUGUUGGGCAGCACAUGGCUGAGGCUGCCUUGUGGCUGACAAUGCUUUCCACAAACCGCUCAGGAGGUGCGUGGGGAUGAAAUGGUUGGAGCCCAUGGCCAGACCAACUCACUAUCUCCCUCAUCCCAACAUGUCCAACUGCAGCAAGUCUCCCCCCAACUCUGGAGAAGCUGCAGGCAAUAAUUCCAUGGCAUGGGUGAAGAUGUUCAAAAAACCUGGAGGAGGCCUGAAGAAAUCCUACCAGCCUGGGAGCAUGCUGUCCCUCGCACUCACCAAAGGCCUGCUGAAUGAGCCCGGCCAGAAUAGCUGCUUCUUAAACAGUGCUGUUCAGGUGCUUUGGCAGCUGGACAUUUUCAGGAGAAGUCUGAGGCAGCUCUCAGGUCACUUUUGUCUCGGUGAUGCCUGCAUUUUCUGCGCUUUAAAGAGUAUAUUCAGCCAGUUUCAGCAGAGCAGAGAGCGGGUGCUUCCCUCCGACAGCUUGCGUAACGCCCUUGCUGAAACUUUUAAGGAUGAGCAACGCUUCCAGCUUGGGCUGAUGGAUGAUGCUGCUGAGUGCUUUGAGAACAUCUUGGAGCGAAUUCAUUUACACAUAGUUUCAGACACGGCGACUGAUUCAUGCUCAUCCAAAUCCUGCAUCACCCAUCAGAAGUUUGCAAUGAUGCUUUAUGAGCAAUUUGUGUGUCGCUGUUGUGGCGCAUCUUCAGACCCACACCCAUUCACAGAAUUAGUACAUUAUGUCUCCACUACUGCUUUAUGCCAACAGGUUGAUCGCAUGUUGGGAAAGAGCGAGCGGCUAAGGUCAGACAUGUUUGGAGAAUUGCUGCAGGCAGCAAACAACACAGGUGACCUCCGAAGCUGCCCGAGUAACUGUGGUCAGAGCAUCAAGAUCCGUCGCGUCCUAAUGAACUGUCCAGAGAUUGUGACGAUUGGAUUCGUAUGGGACGCCGAGCAGUCUGAUCUUACAGAUGAUGUCAUUAAGUCCCUUAGCCCCCGUUUGAACCUGUGUGGGCUUUUCAACCGAGUCACUGAUGAAAAUGCUAAACGGAGUGAGCUACAUCUGGUGGGGAUGAUCUGUUUUGCGAGUAAACAUUACUCAGCUUUUGCCUAUCACACCAAAUCUUCAAAGUGGAUGUUUUUCGAUGAUGCUACUGUGAAAGAGAUUGGGUCCAAAUGGAAAGAUGUUGCUUCUAAAUGCAUUAGAGGACAUUUCCAGCCGCUUCUUUUAUUUUACACCAACCCCGAGGGCAGUCCUGUAUCUAAUGAAGAUGCACCAAGGCAGACCACCAUGUGUCCCCGCUACAAAACCCAAGUAAACGGUGACAUGAACGUAAAACAUCCUCUUGGCAGUCCUAACAAAUUUCAGGAAACUUUCAUGGAGAAUUUGCAGAGGCCAGGUGAAACAUCAAAAAAAGACAGAGGUCAUCGAAGAACUGAACCAUCACAAAACAAAGAUAUGACGCAUGCAAGACCUUCAUCUCCACCAGAGAAUGGUCCAGGGCCUCCUGUGGAAAAAUCAAAAAGCUAUCCACGUAAUGAGAAGCCAUCAAACCAUUCAAGCAGAGGAUCUCAGGAGCCACAUGGACAGUCCUUUGGUGCACAGAGUGGUGGACAUAGUCGGAAAACUAAUAAUUUCCCAGGUCACAAUGACCAGGAUGGCACCCAUGACCAAUGGGAAAAAGGUGGGAGUGGAGGAAGUCGCAAUAAGUCUAAGUCUACUUGGAGACCUAUUCGGGAGGUGUUAAAUGUGGACACGGUAUUGAAUGAACUAGAGCAGCGGCGUCAGCAGCAACAUGACAGCCCGCGGUGUAGUAAGCCUCCAUCACACGAGAGGGUGCACCCAGAACAAAACCGAGAUCGCGAGCGGGAAUAUGUCCGAACCAGAGAGGAUCGGAAACAGAAAUGUUUAAUGACGAUUUAUGAGGACGAGCAGCGGCUUGAGACCGAGAGCCACAGCUCUGUAGAGUCAGAAAGCCGAGCAAAUUACCAGAGGGGCAGCAAACUAAAGGGGGGCCCAAAGACUCUUCUACGUAGUGAUACCUGGACCAUUCAAAGGACAGAGUCUGGCUAUGAGAGCAGUGAUAGACUCAGCAGUGGCUCCACCAAUCCUGAUUCUCCUGGGGUCGAUGGCUUUGCUGUUAAAGACCAGAGAUCAACAGCGGAGGUACCGCUGCAAAGCCAGCAGCACCAAAAAGGAGGCGAUGCAAAAUCUAGUAUAAUGUCCUCACCUCCACACAAUGGCAAACAUCAACCCAAACCUCAGGGAAAGAACCAUGAUCAAGUUUCACAUUCACAUCAAAAGAGCAGUCCAUGUUCGAGACGGAAAUCAAAGUACACGUCUAGUACCUCCAGAAAAGCAGGGUCUUCUGAGAGGAUCUUGUCUGGCUCGGACAGCAGGCAGAGUGAGCAGCAGGAGAUGACAAACUGUAGAGGGCACACUGGAGAAAGUGCAAACCUGAGGCACAUUACAAAAACCAGCAGCUCAGAAUGGAACAGCUCUGAUGAUCUUGCUCUCUCUGAGCCAGAGGAUAGAGAAAGCACUUACCUCUCCAGUAACAGCGAGGCCACAGCCUCUGAUUCUCAGUGUCCCCAUAUAAGCCUGCCAUACCACCCUCCCAGCAAUGUGACGGCAGAAACUCUUCAACUGAACAGCCAGCGUCAGCUUGGUACAACAGGGUUGCCUCACCUUCGACCCAGCCAACGGACUCCUCACCAAGGGGAAACAGGCCACCCAGUGUUUCGUCCCAGGAUGCUCCAAGAACCUUUUCCAUCAAGUCCUCGUCUUUCGUCCACAUCUUACGUCAGUCCUCACAGAAAGCCCGACAUGUCGGGCCUCCGAACCUUCUCAGAUGCAAGCUCCAAGUCGGGGUCUGACCCAGAAAGGAGUACCCCAUCAUCGUGUGAAAGCGAGGAAAGAGCAGCUGGAUGCAGGAUUGAACAGGCAGUGCCUGCUCAAGAGGUUUCUCUGACAACAUACUUCAAUGUGGAUAACUGCAUGACGGAAACAUACCGUCUCAAGUACCACAACCAGAGGCCUCUUGUCCUCUCUGCCACGGUGCCACGGACAACGGUUGCAAGUGAGCGGAGAGAUAACAGUGAUACACAUUCACAAGAUGUGCCAAAAGCCAGACCGGAAACAAGUAAGCCUCCAAACAAAACCAGCCAUAAUAGCAAUAAACCCACUGCAAAAUGGAACCCAGUGACAGCCAAAGGACUGGAUGAACGUGGUUUUUUAUGAGUGUAACUUGGUAAGUUUUGUUUACAUGGAUGGGCAGUAUUAACUGGAUGCCAAAGAGUUUACAGAAUGGAAAUAUGUCAGGAAGCCACGGCACCUCCAAACCGAGACGAACUUAUUUAUGCAAGCCUGUCACAUAAAUAAAACCUAUUUCUAAAUGCUGUUGUGUAUGACUUGACGGAUUAUCAACUUUCACGUGUAUCUUCAUUUGUUUUGUAGCGUUGCUGCACGAAGAUUUCGUUUCAACCAAACCCUGUUUUCAGUUUGCACUAAGAAGUUUUUUUAGGGUUAGAUCAUUCUUUUUUAUCACCGUAUGUCUGUUUUAAAAUAUUUGUAUUUUAGUGCACAUAUUUUAUUUGUGCACUAGUGCUGCAGAAAUUAAACUAUACAAAUAUAUUUAGGGUAAGGCAAAAGAGAUUAAGGUGAAUCACAGAUGAUGUGCUGUGGUCUGUACCGUAAAAGAAUUGAGUGUGAUCACAAAUGAGAGCAUGCUAACAUGAAAAGAUAUGCUAAAGAUACAUUAUCUGAUUAUGAUGUCAUUCUACACAACACAAUAAAAUCAAAGGUUGGCCUCAUCGACAGCAGGUUAAAGGCAGUUAAUCUAAUUACCCCUGUCAAAGGAGUAAGAUUGGAAAAGUUAUUCAUGAUUUCUGAGCACCUUACAAGUUUUAUGGAUAUUUUGGAGGCUUUAGGUCACCAGAGGACAGACGCUGUAACAGUGACUCUUAUUUAUUUACUGAGGUGUUCUAAGUGUUAUCAGUUAUCAGUUAUUUUACAACAUUAUUCUGUUAAUGAAUGACUGUGGGCUGCCCCAUACCAGUCAGUCUUUUGAUGUAAAAAAAAGUGUACUGGAAAAGAUGAUCGAUUGUUCAUUUACUUGAGAAAAACACCCCCAGUAAAGGUCAAUUUUAUGUCAUCCUUGAAAAAAAAUGUGUAACUUGGUUUAUUGGUUGGUUUUAUUGGCAAUGUCACAGGGCAGCCUUCAGGCUAUUUAGUAACCACCAUACACAGUCGUGCAACCUUUUUGUGUUUUCUUGUCUUCAGUGCUGAUUCUUGUAACCUUUUUUUGUAAUUCCCAGUGAUGUCAAAACCAUUUAUUUUCCCAGUCUUCCUCUUAAAGUAGGCAGAUUUAAAUGCAGGUCUGUAUUUCCAGGUAUUUUCAUAAUAAUGCCAAUGUAAUUGAUAUAACUGACAUAACUAUUAACCAUACUACUUAACAUAACACACAAGUAUCCUUGUUCAUAGUAAGACUAAUAUUCUGAAACCUGCAUGUGGCCUUUACAGAGUCAUACUAGCUGUUUGUACAGCCUGAGCAUGAGCAUGAUAAUCCUGGACUGACUCCAGCAAACAUAACAUUCUGUUUGAUUUUAUUCAAUUGUAAUAAAACAAAGUCAUCAAAUAGCAAUUUGUAACCUUUUAAACACUUGAAUGUUCUCUUGCUCACACUAGAAUACAUAAUAUUAUGUUAUGCAUACAUUUUUGAAUCUAAAUGUAUAAUGCAAACAGUGUGUUGGAAAACAAACUGUCCGAGACAUACUAUGCAUUCACUUUAAAAAAUAAUUACUUUAAGAGCAGGUUUUGGUGUUUUUAGAUCCUUUUUUUUAUAUGCACAUUUUUCAAAUCUCAAUAUAUAUAUAUAUUUUUCAACUCACUAGAUUGCCAAGUCUCUUUAUAACCAUCAUGCCAUAUACACAUAUUUUUUUCACCUUCCAUUUUUAUCACAGCAACCUUUGUCCAGGUAUUUACUCCUCCCACUGAACACAUUUAGCUGUGUAUGUAUGCCGUGUUUGACCCGACAGACAUUUGAAAUUUGUGUUGGUCAUUUCGAUUUUUGUGUGUUUCUACUUGUAUUUGUCAUGGUUUACUUACACUGUUUAAAUAUAAGAAAAACAAGACUUGGACUUCACAGGCAGUCCAGUCUAUCGCUCACUGAUACAGUACACAAUGAUAUACACUAGACUGCCUUUAAACAACUUGAUUGUGCUGUAGUAAUUAUAAAUCCCUGCUAUUUUUAAGACUUCCUAUAUAUUUAAUGGAAAAAGUAACUAAAUAGCUAAAUUACCGAUAAACUGAAGCUCAGUCCAAGAAUAAUAACCAGAUUACCUUAACGUUGAUUCACCUGUGAAGUGUUUUUUCUUCAUAAUGAUUGUGGGGUUUUUUUAAAUUUUUUCCUUCAUCUUAAAAAACUCUUCUCUUUUCCUCACAAGUUUCAUUUUACAUUCUGAACAUUGUGUCUUCAGUUGUAUCAACAGUGCCUUGACACUUUCAGUGAAUUCAUUUUUUGUUGUUGUUUUGUUCUUUGUUGGUGAACCACAUUUAGAGAAUAAAAAUGAUGAAUGAAGGAAAAUAGACGAUGUUGCGAUAAAACUUUGGAGCAGGCAAUGCUACCGGUGACGUAUUUGACACUCCUGUAUGUGAAAAUGUUAUUUAUAGGUUGGAUUGGGGUUCUUAGCGGCUCCUUCAGACUUCGAUGCAACAAUCACAGCUGCAGGCAGCAGACUCAGCAGUUCAAAAACGAUUCCCUCUGUUAAACUAACAGUACUUGCUGCAAUUGUGCAAAUACGAUUAUGUCUUGCAUCCACAGUUUGUAGUCUUCAGUUAAAGUUUGAAUUUGCUCUCGAGGCCUGCUUGAUGAGACUGGUUUUCUCCUGUGUCACUUAAUGUCACAGUUGGCAUUGCAUCAAUCUGUUUCUUUUAUUUCGGGCUACCCGUACAGUGGAGCAACCUAAUUACGCUGUAAAACCACAAAACAAAAGAAAGCUUUCUGCAUCAUGUCACUGAUCUUAUCAGUUAUAAGAAGUUAUAAGAUGACGAUGCCUGAUAAGUAGGCUCGGGAUACCUCCCUGAAUCCUGCCGUCUGUUUGGUUUUGGUCCUGUGCAUUUGGUCUGCUGAGUUGAUUUAUUGACAUUACAGUAAAUGCUUCAUGACUGUACAUGUCAGUUUAAAGAAACAUGUGAAACCUGUCUACACUUUAUAUUUUUGUAGAUAAUAUAUAUUUAUUUUUAUUCAUUGUUGAAUAAAGUUUCAAUUAUUG